Messenger RNA from Macrosteles quadrilineatus (aster leafhopper), 597 nucleotides. RefSeq lists its product as uncharacterized. The record is from RefSeq and is a predicted model, not a curated record. NCBI's taxonomy places the organism in Eukaryota, Metazoa, Arthropoda, Insecta, Hemiptera, Cicadellidae. The transcript has a single exon. Bases 1 to 597 code for a protein of 198 amino acids.
AUGCACUGGCAGGACGCGCAUCUGCCAGGUAAAGGCCAGGAUGCAGAUAGCUAUUACAAAAUGCACUGGCAGGACGCGCAUCAGCCGGGUAAAGGCCAGGAUGCAGAUAGCUAUUACAAAAUGCACUGGCAGGACGCGCAUCUGCCAGGUAAAGGCCAGGAUGCAGAUAGCUAUUACAAAAUGCACUGGCAGGACGCGCAUCAGUCGGGUAAAGGCCAGGAUGCAGAUAGCUAUUACAAAAUGCACUGGCAGGACGCGCAUCUGCCAGGUAAAGGCCAGGAUGCAGAUAGCUAUUACAAAAUGCACUGGCAGGACGCGCAUCAGCCGGGUAAAGGCCAGGAUGCAGAUAGCUAUUACAAAAUGCACUGGCAGGACGCGCAUCAGCCGGGUAAAGGCCAGGAUGCAGAUAGCUAUUACAAAAUGCACUGGCAGGACGCGCAUCAGCCGGGUAAAGGCCAGGAUGCAGAUAGCUAUUACAAAAUGCACUGGCAGGACGCGCAUCAGCCGGGUAAAGGCCAGGAUGCAGAUAGCUAUUACAAAAUGCACUGGCAGGACGCGCAUCAGCCGGGUAAAGGCCAGGAUGCAGAAGCAUCCUGA